This is a messenger RNA of Pogoniulus pusillus (Red-fronted tinkerbird), 2638 nucleotides long. It is a transcript of the gene FNDC5, whose product is annotated as fibronectin type III domain containing 5. The transcript has 6 exons. The record is from RefSeq and is a predicted model, not a curated record. Gene Ontology annotation, cellular component: extracellular region; plasma membrane. Bases 52 to 711 code for a protein of 219 amino acids. Lineage: Eukaryota; Metazoa; Chordata; Aves; Piciformes; Lybiidae. Gene Ontology annotation, molecular function: protein binding. Gene Ontology annotation, biological process: positive regulation of brown fat cell differentiation.
GGCUCGGCCCGGCCCGGAGCGGCUCGGCCCGGCGCGGCGCGGCGGCGGGGGAUGGAGCCCUUCCUCGGUUGUACCGGUGCCGCGCUCCUGCUCUGCUUCAGCUACGCCGGUCUGCGCCCGGUGGAGGCAGACAGCCCUUCAGCUCCUGUCAAUGUCACAGUCAAACACCUGAAAGCCAACUCAGCUGUUGUCACCUGGGACGUGCUGGAAGAUGAAGUUGUCAUUGGAUUUGCUAUUUCCCAGCAGAAGAAGGACGUGCGGAUGCUGCGCUUCAUCCAGGAGGUGAACACCACCACCCGCUCCUGUGCCCUCUGGGACCUAGAGGAGGACACUGAGUACAUUGUGCAUGUCCAGUCCAUCAGCAUCCAAGGCCAGAGCCCUGCCAGUGAGCCAGUCCUCUUCAAGACCCCCAGGGAAGCUGAGAAACUAGCCUCUAAAAAUAAAGAUGAGGUGACGAUGCAGGAGAUGGAGAAGAACCAGCAGCUGCGAGCAGGGGAGAUUCUCAUCAUUGUUGUGGUGUUGUUUAUGUGGGCAGGGGUGAUCGCCCUCUUCUGCAGGCAGUACGACAUCAUCAAAGACAACGAACCCAACAACAGCAAGGAGAAAGCCAAGAGCGCCUCGGAGAACAGCACCCCCGAGCACCAGGGCGGAGGACUCCUGCGCAGCAAGUAUCCAAAAAACAAGCCCUCAGUGAACAUCAUCGAGGCAUGACAGCUGAUGGAUGGACUCCACUCCUCACUCUCCCUUUCUGCCUCCAAGCCUUGAUGAUGAGGGAGGUGAAAUACUGCUGGAGCCAUUUGGAAAGCAACCCAGUGCUUGUCACUCGCUGGCAUCCUCCUCCUCCUCCUCUCUGCUCUCUGCAAAACAUCUGGCCAGAAGGAAGAGAAACUAAAAACCCUCUGCAAGACUCCCCUGAAACCCAAACGAAAGCAGGAGGAUGGAAAAGCAGCACUGAGGUGAUCCCAGACUGGCUUCAUGAAUCACCUGGGCUGGAGCAACUUCUCACCUCCUUCUCCUCCUCUCCACCCUCACACUUUGAUCGUCUGGAACUGUUUUGCCGUCACUGGGAGGUGUAGGAGGGCUUUGUUGUGUCUUUAUUUCGUCUCACUGUCACUCCAUCCUGACAGGUAUUAAGGUGAGCUCAGGCAUCAGUCACUGUCACCCUUCUCCAAGCGAAGGGAAGGAGGAAAACUCAUCACAGGCACCACCAGCAGGCAGCUGUCGGCUGCUGCCUGCUCCCAGCUUGCUGUGUCCCGUUGAUGUGUGUCGUGCAACACCUCCUGCAGGUGGGUUUCUACAGCAGCCACCGAGACCCAAAAAGGCAGACCCCAGCUCCCAUCCUCACCGUCAGAGCUCCUCUGCUGGCUCUCCAGUCGGGCUGCAGCACAUCUCCACUGCUGCUCCCUCCCAGCUCACACUCGGUGCUCUUCACCUCAGCUCACCAGGGCGCCGAGGCACAGUGAGGGGACACCAGGAGCUGUUACUUAGCUUCCAGGAUCAUUUCAUACCAUUUCCUUCGUGGUAUUGUCACAGCUGGGCCUGAGACCACCACCAAGUGGGAUAAAAAGGUCCUGCAAAAUGUAGCCAGACAGCAAAAAAACAAAAGAGAAGAAGACCCCUCCUGGCACAGGCUGCUAUGCAAGGUCUCCAGUGGCAGGAGCUGCCUUGGGGGCAAGGUUCUUGCCCAGGAGACCUCUACUUGAGGGCUGAAAGUCUUCAAUUGGAUUCCUUAGGUAGGGUUCCUGUGGGAAGGGCUGGUUCAGAGGUACCCUAGAGGCAAGGUUCUUGCCCAGGAGACCUCUACUUGAGGGCUGAAGUUCUUUAGUCAGAUUCCUUAGGUAGGGUUCCUGUGGGAAGGGCUGGUUCAGAGCUACCCUAGAGGCAAGGUUCUUGCCCAGGAGACCUCUACUUGAGGGCUGAAGGUCUUUAGUCAGGUUCCUUAGGUAGGGUUCCUGUGGGGAGGGCUGGUUCAGGUCCUGCCUGCACUGGGUUUGGGAUGCUGGACUAGCAGGGAUCUGCUGGAGGCAUUCAUCCAUCAGCAGGAUGGGCAGUGGAGGGCUUGGGGUUGUUCUCCUCUCUCUUCCUGAGGGGGUGAUGUUUGUAGGCUGCCAGGGUGCCUGGCAUUGCUGGUGCUCUGCAAGCUGGUAGGUGCCAAGUCCAUCAGGUGGAAAAGAAUCACUCCUUGUGGUGUGCCCUGGGAGGGGAUCUGCAUUCAGUUAACUGCUCCACAAGACCACUCCAUAUGCACUAGGGGAUGAGGCAAGGUCCUACCUGUUCCAUCAAAGACCAAGAGAGGUUGGCCUGAGCAGGGCUUGAAUCUUCUUCCAACAAACCAGGAGAGCUUGGUUGGGCUGUCCCUGCAAAGAACCAGGCUGGCAGUGCCAGAGCUCAGCCACGUCCCCUCUGCCACUGUCAGCAGCCUUCCCCAAACAGCUGCCGUGGGAGGAAGGCAUCAGGAGGUCUGCUUGCAGCUGUGGUGGUGAAGAAGCAGCCAGCACAAGGCAGGCCAACCUCCAAGGUUUCUUCAGUGGAUCCUUUGCCAGAACAUACUCCUCCAUCACCGAGAGGGAGAGGUCAGCACCUCUGGCACAGACAGAGCAAUAAACAUUUUCUAAGGUACAAUAAAAGGUUAAAGGCA